Messenger RNA from Myzus persicae (green peach aphid), 1643 nucleotides. RefSeq names its product zinc transporter ZIP3-like. Gene Ontology annotation, biological process: zinc ion transmembrane transport. Gene Ontology annotation, cellular component: plasma membrane. The transcript has 4 exons. The coding region runs from base 443 to 1507 and encodes 354 amino acids. The record is from RefSeq and is a predicted model, not a curated record. NCBI's taxonomy places the organism in Eukaryota, Metazoa, Arthropoda, Insecta, Hemiptera, Aphididae. Gene Ontology annotation, molecular function: zinc ion transmembrane transporter activity.
GUCGAAAACCUUGCUAUCGUCUUUGGGUGUAUAAUUGUGUAUAUUAUUAUGUUCCGACAUAACCUCAAUCAUUGAAAAUGCCUUUUUAAAUCUUUUAGGAACACUGAAUCCCGUAUCUAAUAUCCGUUUGUAAAUUGGUUGCAUACAUGCACUUGGACUGCACAUGUAGUUGUAGUUGUAGGUAUAUUACGUCCAGAUAACUUUCCCGACACUCGGCAGAGUCGACAGUUCUGAUAAAUUUAUUACCACCGUUGGUCGGGUAUUCGGGUGUGUGCGGUUCGUUAAUUUUUUUUGUGAUCAAUUGAUUUGAAUUUAGUCUAAAUGUAACGCAAACUAUUCGUCUGCGAUGGUGGUGGCCGCUGGAGUUGGGCCUGUUUCCAAGUGAUGUCGAAGGCGAACAACAAGUAGAAAAAUUUUGGUGACGAUACAUUAAUAGAUUAACAUGGAUCAGUACAGUGCUAAGGCACUGAUCAUUGCUUUGUCGAUAGUUUCGAGACUAUUUUUCGGUUUCACCCCAUUACUUGUAUCCAGAAAACUGUUAACCAACAAAUCUACAGAUUCACUGACGUCAAAAACACUGGAGUAUCUAGUUUCAUUAUGCUUAAGUUUGGGUGGAGGUGUGUUGCUAGCUACCUGUUUUGCUCAUUUGAUACCAGAAGUGAGGGAGAGCCUCAUUGCAAAUUUGCCGAAAGACUAUCAUCAUUAUCCACUCACAGAACUGGUUGUUUGUAUGGGUUUUUUUCUUGUCUAUUUUGUUGAAGAGUCUGUAAAGCAUUUUGUUAAAAAACAUAAAAAACGCAGUAAAGCCAAAACUACAAGACACUGCGAUAGACUAUUACAAUGGACCAACAGUCAGUUGACAGCAGUCAAGUCUGCUGAUGAUGUUAAUUCUGUUAGUGUAGAUCAAGGAACGGGUACUCCAGAUUGCCAAAUUGAACAAAAUAAUAAUGAAAUGUCACAUGUACAUAAUUUAAGAAGUUUAUUAGUUGUACUGGCCUUAUCAUUUCAUUCUGUAAUGGAAGGACUAGCUAUUGGCUUAGAAGAAAAUAUGGAAAAUAUGGGUUUCCUGUUUUUAGCAGUUUCUAUUCACGAAUGUACUAUAUUAUUUUGUAUUGGCAUUAAAUUGGUGACUUCGUGUUCGUCUUUGACAAAUAUUGUUUUAAAUAUUGUUGUUCUUACUCUGGUAUCGCCUUUUGGUAUAUUGUUGGGAUUGUUAUUAACAUUAAAUACCAUUGAUUUGGACCAGAAUUAUCAUACAAUUGGAAAUGCAACUUUACAAGGCUUAGCUGCUGGUACAAUCCUAUAUGUUACAUUUUUUGAAGUACUAGAUCGAGAAAGAAAAAAGGACACAGCGCCUGGUUUGCUCAAGUUACUGUUAACUGUGAUUGGAUUUUUUUUUAUGGUUAUGUUAGAAAUUUUUGGUGGACAUACCCAUAAAGAAUUCGAACAUUCGAGCCAUGAACAUAACAACUGCUCUACAAUGACACAUCAUACUCAUGGACCUUAACAUGUAUUAUUAUUGAUCAUUUCAGAUGUAUUUGUUACCAGAUGUCCAGAUAUUAAAAUAAUAAUAAUUCUGUACUCCUUAAACAUAUGCAGUUUGCUUGUGUAACUUUAUAAAAGUCCAAAAAAUACUUCUGAAA